Athalia rosae (coleseed sawfly) is the source of this 671-nucleotide messenger RNA. RefSeq lists its product as uncharacterized. Lineage: Eukaryota; Metazoa; Arthropoda; Insecta; Hymenoptera; Athaliidae. The transcript has 2 exons. Bases 90 to 590 code for a protein of 166 amino acids. The record is from RefSeq and is a predicted model, not a curated record.
UCGUCAGCGGUGACAUAUUAUUAGUCUCUUCUCUGAUUUCUUCGCGGGCUUACCUGCCGACUUUGAGACGUACGCAUCGCAUAAUUCGUAUGGUAAAAAUGACUCCUGAAAUUAUUGUUCUAUUCGUGCUCAUUUUCAAAGGAGUUUACGUAAACGGCCGCGUUUAUUACGUCGACGACUCGCAGAAUAACGUUGGAAUUGGCUACGAUAAUACGAACAACAUCAACGACAACUCGGAGCAAUCCUCCAGAGAUUUAGACCUCAGUUUUUCCAGCGGGGCCGAGUUGACGCCAGAAAAUAAUCAGAGAGAAGUCGUAGUUCCGAUUUUAACUCGAAUCCAUCAGAUGCAGCAUCCAUACGGAAUCCCAGAAAGGCGGUACUCUGAAAUUAACAAGGAAAUUGAUCACCCCUAUAUUGCCCCGCACAGUUAUUAUAAAUUAAUCGAAGUACCAGAAACUCGUCCUCCAAGAUUCGAAGAAAUAAUCGUUCAACCGAAAAGAAACGCUAAAUUUCCCGUUCGAUUCAACGGAGAUCAGAAGGGACAAGUAAUAUUAGAGUUAAGAGUCAUAACUAACAACGACGCGAUGUAAUUUGAUAAUUUUUACUCACACAGCGCUGACUUUUUAUUUUUUUGUACUUUGCUUUCUAUAAAAACAUGCAAUAUUGUAAUA